This is a messenger RNA of Girardinichthys multiradiatus, 3696 nucleotides long. RefSeq names its product paired box 10 (gene pax10). The record is from RefSeq and is a predicted model, not a curated record. NCBI's taxonomy places the organism in Eukaryota, Metazoa, Chordata, Actinopteri, Cyprinodontiformes, Goodeidae. Gene Ontology annotation, biological process: anatomical structure development; regulation of transcription by RNA polymerase II. The transcript is spliced from 8 exons. Bases 287 to 1153 code for a protein of 288 amino acids. Gene Ontology annotation, molecular function: RNA polymerase II cis-regulatory region sequence-specific DNA binding; DNA-binding transcription factor activity, RNA polymerase II-specific.
UCCCGAACCCCCCUCCCUCUCCUCCCUCUUUCACUCUAUCUCACCCUGUCCAACUCUCUUCAUCUUUCUCCCUGCACUCUCCUUUACAACACACACACACACACACAGCGUUGUCAACAAAGCCGGACGCUGGGGGAAUAAAGGUCCACGGAGGAGGAGAGGAACUCUCAGGACCCCUACUUCGGUCUACCUGGUUAACUUGACAGGGAGGAGUAAACAGGGGCGAUCACACGCAGAGGACGGGGGCUCCUUUAUUUCUCUCCAUGCUGGUCUGGAUGCUCGUAGUAUGUAUGAGAAGUUAACCAUGCUGAACCUGCAGAGUGGCUCCAACUGGAGCGGGCCCAACAACUGGUACCAUGAUCCUACCGGCGUUCAGACGCAGCACAGCACAGUGUCCGAGGGCUGCAUGCUGGACACAGAGGGCAGCAUGGGGGGAGAGGCGGGGGGAGGAGGAUCUGGCAGAGGGGGAGGAGGAGGAGGAGGAGGAGGAGUCCCUGUGGAGCGGGACGAAGGCGAGGAGUCUCAACUGAGGCUGCAGCUCAAGAGGAAACUGCAGAGGAACAGGACCAGCUUUACACAGGAGCAGAUCGAGGCUCUGGAGAAAGAGUUUGAAAGGACACAUUACCCAGAUGUUUUCGCAAGGGAAAGGCUGGCAAACAAGAUCGAUUUACCUGAGGCCAGGAUACAGGUGUGGUUUUCCAACCGGAGAGCUAAGUGGAGGAGGGAGGAGAAGCUGCGCAACCAGAGGAGGUCAGGUGGCGUUACCUCCUGCUCACAGAGCCAAGCCCCUUUGAGCACCUCCUUCAACACGUCCGUCUACCACCAGCAGCACGGCAGUAGUUCAGGGUCCAUGUUGAGUCAGACGGAGUCGUCCCUGCCCAGCUACAGCUCGCUGUCUGUUUUCUCACCUGGAGUCCAGUCUAUUCCUCCCCAGUCGGCCUCCUCGUACUCCUGCAUGUUACCUCCAUCACCCUCUGCGCCCCGCACCUUUGACUCGUCGGCGUACUCCUCCCCUCACCUGCAGACUCCGCCCUCAGCCAGCUCCAACACAGGACUCAUAUCUCCUGGGGUUUCAGUGCCGGUCCAGGUCCCAGGAACUGAGCCGCAGAGCAUGAGUCAGAACCUGGGGCAGUACUGGGCCAGAUUACAGUGAGCUCCAGAUGAUUGCUGAUUGACAGAUUGACAGAAGAAGAAGGAGGAAGAAGAAAGUCAUGUAAAAGUCGUGUCAACAUAACAAGAUUAGGGUACAUGUUUUAAGGAAGCACAGGUCUGAGCUAUAAAGAAGGCUUGAAGGGUUGCAGACCCCGAAAUGCAUUAAAUGUUUACAGAAUCAACCAAAAGCAGCUUUGGUUGCACUUCACGGUAUUCUGCUGGUACUGGUAUUGUCUCUGUAUGGUUAGGAGACAUGGGUUGACUAAUUUACAGGAGGUCUGAAGAAGCAGGACCAAAGAAGGAUGUGCUUUAAAGUAUUUACAAGUAUUUUGUCACAUUAUAACCACAAACUUCAGUAUAUUUUAUGCCAUGGACAAACACAGCCAGCGCUUAAAUGUAAAGUAGAAGAAAAUGAUCCAUUGGUGGUAUGCAGUUGUAUUUGUUCCCCUUUACUCUGAUACCACUAAAUAAAAUCCAGUGUACACAAUUGCUUUCACCUCAGCAAUAUAAAGAGGCCACCGGUGUGUGAUUUAAAAUGUAAAUGUUUUAUAAAUAGGAAUCUGAAAAGUGUGGUGGGCGUUUGGAUUUAGUUUACCUGAGUCAACACUUUCUAAAGCCUCCUAUUGCUGCAUUUAGGUCACAGCUGUAAGGCUUUUUGGGGGAUUUUUCCACUAGCGUUGCACUUCUAGAGGCUGGUUUACAAAAUAACAUUAUUAACACCAGUUUAGAGGUUUGCUAGACAUUCUGAAUUGGUUUUAAAUCUGGACUUUGACUAGGCCUUUCUAAUGCAUAAACAUGCUUUAAUUUAAACCCUUCCAUUGUUUCUCCGGUUGUUCUGCAGGAACUCAAGCGGUCUCAAGUCUUUUUCUGGUUUUCUUCCAGGAUUAUGCUGUAUUUAGCUCCAUCCAUUUCCCAUCAACUGACCAGCUUUCCUGUCCCCCGCUGAAGAAAAGCAUCCCCACAGCAUGAUGCUGCCACCACCAUGUUUUUCCCUGGGCAUGGUUGAUUAAUGUUCUCCAAAAAAAUAUUAGGUCUUCACAGCAGACCAUUUAAACAGAGAUUAAAUCACACCGAUGUUAAUUCUAAAGACUAGUUGUUGCACAAGAUUUUUAUUUAUGGGUAUUAGAAUAUAGGGGGCUGAAUAUAGAACAGAUACCUGAAUUUUAUUUAAAAACCCUGUUUGCCUUUUCUUCUGAUUCACAAUUAUGCAAUGCUUCGUGUUAGUCUGCCACACAAUGCCCAAAUAAAAUACACUGAUGUUUGUGGUUGCAAAGUUAAAAUAUGGAAAACAUUAAAAGGGUAUGGAUAUUUUAGCAAGGAACCAUAAGAUUAAAAUAAUCAGAAUUAAAUUCAAACUAAGGUUUAUUUUUUUGUCCUCUACUGUUGCAGAAAGAAAAACUGUUUCUAACUUUGGGAAAUUUGUUUCAGAAAUCUGAAGGUGCACAUUGUGAGAAAAGCGCAGGGUUUUAACCAAAGCUGUGCCGCAAGCACAAGAAAGGAAAUCAGUCAUACCAAGUAAAUACCAGCAUAUAUCAGGUGUAAUGUGAAGUGUAAGCACUGUUUCUUGUUACUUGAACAGCUUAACCAUAUUGUGAUAAACUAGCUUGUUCCCUAAGCGUAAGCUGUGAGACUACUGUGAAGAUUUUAGACUUGCUUAUGGCAAUCACUUGUACUUAAAACUUUGAAAAUCUACUAUAAAAAAGUGUAAAUCCUGCCUAUCCUGACUGCACUGAGACUGCAUAUUUUUGUACAGACGUCUGUGGGUGAAGACCAUAACUGUGGAAGACUGCUGGGUGUUAUUAGAGAGAAUAAUGUAACAUGAUAUGGGCUCCAAUCAUCCUAAAAGCACAAGUUAAUUAGUCAGAAUAAAAGUUUUGCCAUUCUGUCAGGUUAGCCACAAAACAAGAAAAGUAACUGGAGCAAAGCUCUGAAUUUCCUCUAUAUUUGAUAUUAAUUGGAGAAUAUUUUUAUUCAGUCAAUUAGACAACAAUAACAGCUUGUAAAGAGUAAAGCAGAGAUAAAAACUCUGACUCACAAAGGUUUUUUGUACAUUACUAACGACACUUUUUCUUCAGCGCGGGACAAUCAGGAAUUCUUGCACACCAAACGAAAAUACAAACACUUUAAAGUGACAAUCGAAGCUGGAGGAAAACCAUGAACCAACUGUAAAACCACUGCAGCUCUGUGAAUCUAACAGCAAUGACUUGAAGCAACUGUGCAUGACCAAAAGAUGGCGCUAGAGACAAUCAGCUACUCAGAGACCAAUCAAAUAUUGUACAGAAGCCUUUAUUGUACUUUUACAGAUAUUGAGGCGCUACUCACUUUUUUCCUCUGACUACUGGUUUUGUUGAUGCAACUUACAUGAAAUGUCCUUAAAAACUCCUAUUUAUUUGUGUUUUCACUUGUUCUCACGGGUCAUUUGUGUUGGAGUUUCAUUGUUGUUAUGUGUUGUGUUAGUACUCAAUAGCUACCAAGAGUCAACCCUUUUUUUGUGAAGGCCUUGGAUCCCUUUAACGAAAAUAAAACAGUGUGUGAUAAACCUAA